AUGGCAUCACACGGUUUGGAACGUUGUCCCUCAGAAGCCUCUAACAUAUCUGCCACCUCCGAAGACAUUUCCCUAAACGAUGGUGUUGAAGAAGAGAAGAAUGAUGUGAUUACAAUGAAGGAGAAGGAUGGUACAUCUGAAAAAGGUCAAGCUUCAAAUUCCAAUUCCCAUGUAAUGUUGGAUUUUGUGAAGCUCUCCAAUGAUGAUUCAAUUCAUGGGUCAAAGGUGGAAUUGAAUUUUUUCAAUCCAAAAAACGUGGUUAGUUCAUCUUCUUUUAGGGCUAAUAAUACUAACGAAAAAGAUGAGAGUAAUGAAGAGAAAACACCAGAGGCAAAGACUUUUUCAUGCAACUUUUGUAAAAGAGAGUUCUCUUCUUCACAAGCUUUGGGAGGGCACCAAAAUGCUCACAAGCAAGAGCGUGCCCUUGCAAAGCGUCGCCAAGGGAUUGAUGUAGAUGCUUUUGGACACCCUCAUUUUCCCUAUUAUUCUUAUCCUACGCACCCCUUUUAUGGAUCCUAUAAUCGCACACUUGGGGUUCGAAUGGAGUCUAUGGUUCACAAGCCAUCUUAUCAUUGGACCUCACCCUUGAGGUUUGGUCAAGGGUGGCUAAGGCAAGAGAUGUUAAACCCAUCUCUUGUGAGGAUGGAGGGUUUGCAUGCAAAUAAUGAAAUUGGAAAUUUUAGGAGUGGUGCAACUUUGAGGGCAGAAGAUGAUCGUGGUGCUGUUGGAAAUAUUCCUUUCCUUGGAGAUUCUUCUACAAAUGUUGCUACCAAAUCAAACUCAUCCAUGGACAAGCCAAAAUUGACUAACAUGGGUGAUCAUUAUUCCAAGCAAGAGGAAACAUCCAAUCCUGAUUCUUCUGGGAUUGAUUUGUCACUUAAGCUUUAA
Abrus precatorius (Indian licorice) is the source of this 888-nucleotide messenger RNA. RefSeq names its product zinc finger protein 1-like. The transcript has a single exon. The coding region runs from base 1 to 888 and encodes 295 amino acids. NCBI's taxonomy places the organism in Eukaryota, Viridiplantae, Streptophyta, Magnoliopsida, Fabales, Fabaceae. The record is from RefSeq and is a predicted model, not a curated record. Gene Ontology annotation, biological process: negative regulation of abscisic acid-activated signaling pathway.